GCUUAUAAAAGAUGACAGAAAUAAUCAAGAUGACGCAUGCGCAGGUCCGCACUCAGCCUGCUGGUUUAUUACGUCAUUGCGCGCAUGCGCGCAAGCUGUGGGCGGAGUUUUCCAGUCGGUCAGGAAGACGAGAAAGACGGACAGAGAAACAUAAAGAGAUGGCUGCCAUCAGGAAGAAGUUGGUGAUAGUUGGGGAUGGAGCUUGCGGGAAGACGUGUCUGCUGAUCGUUUUCAGUAAGGACCAGUUCCCAGAGGUCUACGUGCCCACUGUGUUUGAGAACUAUGUGGCAGACAUCGAAGUAGAUGGUAAACAGGUAGAACUGGCUCUUUGGGAUACAGCAGGUCAGGAAGACUAUGACCGACUGAGGCCUCUGUCCUACCCAGACACCGAUGUCAUCCUCAUGUGCUUCUCUGUGGACAGCCCGGACAGUUUAGAGAAUAUUCCAGAAAAGUGGACUCCUGAAGUUAAACACUUUUGUCCAAAUGUUCCCAUCAUCCUGGUUGGAAACAAAAAAGAUUUGCGCAAUGACGAGCACACUCGACGCGAGCUUGCCAAAAUGAAACAGGAACCAGUUAAAUUUGAAGAAGGCAAAGAGAUGGCAAGCCGCAUCAGUGCCUAUGGUUACCAAGAGUGUUCUGCCAAAACCAAAGACGGUGUGAGGGAAGUCUUUGAGAUGGCAACUAGGGCAGCAUUACAGGCCAAGAAAAACAGGAAGAAGCCUACCUGUGUAUUGUUAUAGGCCCACAGAGAAGAGGAAUCUGUUCUUAAGCACAGAUGGAGAGGGCUUCUUCCAUUGACAUGGGAGGUUGUUUUUUUUUUUCUUUUGUGGGUGGGAUAAAGAAGUUAUGCAGAUGCUCAGUUUCUGAUCACCUGAGUCUCAUCAGCAAAUCAAAGCAGAUCUGAAAUUAUUCUGAAACAUGCUUCUACAUUUUUCUUCUUGGUUUGUAGAUUAGGUUGGUGCCAUUUAUCUGGCAUCUGUCAAAAUUCUUUCAGAUCUUUUAGGCCUGUAGGUUAGUUGGUGGGAAAGGGUAGGAGGUGAUUUGAAGCGGAGUAGUUUUAAGCCAGGGGUUAUUCGUGCCAUGUGGGGAAUGAAGAAAAAAAAAUCAAGGUCCUUAUCUGGCCAAAGACAAUGGGAACAUAAGAGAAAACACCAGGAAGACAUAAUUUUAACAUAGAUUUGAAUUAAGGCCGUGUCUAAGCAGAUCUUACACAGUACCACCUACAUGUAGUGCCUUGAGAGCUGUGGUCAAGAAAAAAAUAUGUUGAAGAGUAAGGAUUCAUAACUUGGAUAGGGUAUUACUUUUGACUUGUAGUGUCCAUUCCUCACAUUUGUGAAAGCUUUCUCCCUUUCACCGGCUUGGCUCCGUCAGGCCCGUUUUCUGACUCAGCUACAAUGCAGGGGUAUGCCUAAACUAUUAAGCGUUUACCCCUCACUGAAUUACUUACCUGUAGUUUAGAGUGUGUGUAUGCAACUGUAUGGUAGUUUGUUUUCUCCAGUGCAGCUCUGCAUGCAGUGAAUGUGUGUGCGUGUGUAUUUUUGUGUGGCUGUGUGUAUUAACAUAUGUGUCAUGUACUGUAUUCAUGAAAAGGCCUUUGCGUCACUGAUCUAACCCCUUGUUUUCAUGCCAAAGUUACCCCAAAUGGCCACAUUUUAUGGCUCAUAUGGGUAAUGGAAUAAGACAGCUACUCAGAGUGACAUAGAAACCUUCACUUUACUGGACGUCAUUGUACUAUAGCCAGUGGCACAAUCAGGUUUAAAAUAUGUUUUAGGACCUUUUUUUUUGUGUAUGCCCAUAUUGAUUUGAUUGUGUUAAUCAGUGGGUCAAAUUACAAGUGGUGUAGUUGAUAAAUUGAUGUCUUUCAUAUAGAUAGUAGGCUUAUGUUAUUAUGUUCAUUAUGUACUGUAUGUCUUACAAGGCCUUGUAAGGACAUGUUAAUGAUGUGUAUUUCAAGUUUGCCUUUUACUCCACUCCCCAUUCCCCCUAAGAUGACAUUGUCAUAAUUGUAUUAUAUACUUUUUAUCGUUGUCUCAAUUUCUGAAUAUGUUUUAAUCAUUUUACCUAAUCGUGCUGUCAUAAUCAUCUUAUUUCAGUCAAAUAAAUUGUAACCAUUGUAUUGUUUCAUUUAAUUAAUUGAAGGUAAAGGUUGGGUGCUUGAAUAAAAGGUUUUAGGCUGCUAGAGCAGCGUUGUUUUUCUUUUUCUUCUUUCCCUCCUGUGAGAAAUAGAUUUUUUUUUUUUUUGUCGCCAAAUGAAUCUGGUAUUAGGGUUUUCUGUUAUAUUUAUGUUUUAUUUGAUCAAUUCACUAAUAAUUUCAGCAAUGUUUCCUAUAUUUUUGGCUUUAAUUUACCUUUUUUCCCCAAAUAAAAACACUAUCUCAAACUA
Cololabis saira (Pacific saury) is the source of this 2383-nucleotide messenger RNA. Its product is annotated as transforming protein RhoA-like. The record is from RefSeq and is a predicted model, not a curated record. The transcript has 5 exons. Bases 12 to 740 code for a protein of 242 amino acids. Gene Ontology annotation, cellular component: cleavage furrow; dendritic spine. Gene Ontology annotation, molecular function: GTPase activity; GTP binding. NCBI's taxonomy places the organism in Eukaryota, Metazoa, Chordata, Actinopteri, Beloniformes, Belonidae. Gene Ontology annotation, biological process: cell migration; small GTPase-mediated signal transduction; stress fiber assembly.